Aspergillus wentii DTO 134E9 is the source of this 378-nucleotide messenger RNA. RefSeq lists its product as uncharacterized. NCBI's taxonomy places the organism in Eukaryota, Fungi, Ascomycota, Eurotiomycetes, Eurotiales, Aspergillaceae. The coding region runs from base 1 to 378 and encodes 125 amino acids. The transcript has a single exon. The record is from RefSeq and is a predicted model, not a curated record.
AUGAAAUUCCUCAUUCUCAUUAUCAUCGCCCUCUGGUGUGCCCUUCCAGGCGCCCGAGCCGAUCCGCCAGCCGAAAAUUGCCAGUCCUACCUCAAAUGCCGUGCAGUCCACAAGGGGAAAGUCGAUAUUGAUGGCAUUACUUUUACUCAAUACUGCAAUGAAGCACUACCAAAGGGCACGGUUAGAUACAAGACCGACGACCUGGGUUACCAAGAUUGUCUAUAUGCCUGCAGUCAUGACAAUCACUGUCAGGGGUUGAAUUGGUUUCCAAAUGGGCCGUCGCCGCCUUGUGUCAUGUACAGGACCUACCGGGACAAACCUUCUACUGCUUAUUCGCCCUCGCCCGUGAUUUGUGCUAUUCCAGCCCACCGCAGAUGA